UUCAAUAUUACUUAUAAUUAUUACUUUUCAUCAUCAUGAGUACCUGUACUGACUUGAUUCGUAUUGGAUACGUUAUUCUAUUUUGGUUCUUAAUAAAAAAUGUUGCGGCAUUAUCAGAUAGAGAAAAGUCAGUUAUUCAAAAAGAGUUAACAACAGUUGGUCUUCAAUGUAUACAGCAACAUCCCCUAUCAUUGUCUGAUAUCAGGUCCUUUAGGAACAAAAUGAUCCCUGAUGGGAAGAAACCAAAGUGUUUCGUAGCCUGCCUGUUCAAGAAAAUCGGAGUGAUGGAUGACAUGGGAAUGAUAUCACCAAUGAAAGCGCAGGAGAAUGCCAAAAAAGUCUUCAAAGACAACGAGGAACACAUUAAAAAUGUCAAUGAGAUUAUGGAGAAAUGUACUUCAGUGAACCAACAGAACACGAGUGAUGGAAACAAAGGAUGUGAUAGAGCUAAGUUAGCUUUCAAUUGUUUCACAGAUAAUGCUGACAAAUAUGGAUUCGACUUUGAUUUCUGAUGAGUCAUCGUUAUCAGCAG
Messenger RNA from Spodoptera litura, 532 nucleotides. RefSeq lists its product as uncharacterized. The record is from RefSeq and is a predicted model, not a curated record. Lineage: Eukaryota; Metazoa; Arthropoda; Insecta; Lepidoptera; Noctuidae. Gene Ontology annotation, molecular function: odorant binding.